AUGAGUUUGAGCAUCGAGGAACUCGAAGCUCGGCAUGUUAGAGCAUAUAAAAGGCUUCUUGUAUCUCUAGAUGAUCUUUACUUAGCUACACAUAAGAUCAAGCCCCAGGAUGAAUCUGUUCUGGCGAUUAGGCGACAGUUACAAUCCUCGAUGACAAUGAGCUCUCCUAUAAUCCAGGCGAUGAGUGGCGACAGUGAAUUGGAUAUGCGUUUGCAACAGCUUUUGCAGGAGAACUACGAGACGGAUGGUAGAGUUGCGCGCCACCAGGAUGAAUUUCUGAAACUACUUGUUCGUUGGCGACAGGAACGAUGCAAAUAUGAGAAUUUGGUGGAUAAAAUUAGACCUGUGGCCGCUGAAGUUAGGGAGCUACAGGCAGGGGAUAAGAAUCAGGGCAAGGAAAACUCAACCUCGGAACUUGGCGCCGAAAAUGAAAUAUUGAAAGAGCUUAUCGUGGGACUGAUAAUACAUGCCGGUUAUCAGGGAACCAGCCCGACUAUUGACAAUUGGAUGAAGUAUAUUGCAGAUAUCUCAUAG
This is a messenger RNA of Lachancea dasiensis, 534 nucleotides long. The record is from the annotation of a GenBank genome assembly. Lineage: Eukaryota; Fungi; Ascomycota; Saccharomycetes; Saccharomycetales; Saccharomycetaceae.